CUGAGGGGGCGGAAUCCGCAGGGGGCGUGGCCCAGCCUGCCCAUCUCUGCGAGUCCUGUCCCGCAGGCCGCGCGCACCCUGCCUCCCUGUUCCGUGCUCGCCAGCAUGUCUUUCGUCCCGGUGGCCGAGGAUUCUGACUUCCCCAUUCACAACCUGCCCUACGGCGUCUUCUCCACCAGAGGCAACCCAAGACCAAGGAUUGGUGUGGCCAUUGGGGACCAGAUCCUGGACCUCAGUGUCAUCAAGCACCUCUUCACUGGGCCGAUCCUCUCCGGACACCAGGAUGUCUUCGAUAAGCCAACUCUCAACAGCUUCAUGGGCCUGGGUCAGGCUGCCUGGAAGGAGGCGAGAGCAUUCUUACAGAACCUGCUGUCUGCCAGCCAAGCCAGGCUCAGAGAUGACGUGGAGCUUCGGCAGCGUGCGUUCACAUCCCAGGCUUCCGCUACGAUGUAUCUUCCAGCCGCCAUAGGCGACUACACGGACUUCUAUUCCUCUCGGCAUCAUGCCACCAAUGUCGGGGUCAUGUUCAGGGGCAAGGAGAAUGCGUUGAUGCCAAACUGGCUGCACCUGCCGGUGGGCUACCACGGGCGCGCGUCCUCCGUGGUGGUGUCUGGCACCCCGAUCCGCAGGCCCCUGGGGCAGAUGCGACCCGACGACUCUAAGCCUCCCGUUUAUGGUGCCUGCAAACUCCUGGACUUCGAGUUGGAGAUGGCUUUCUUUGUAGGCCCUGGGAACAAACUCGGAGAGCCAAUCCCCAUUUCCAAGGCCCACGAGCAUAUUUUUGGAAUGGUCCUUAUGAACGACUGGAGUGCUCGAGACAUCCAGAAAUGGGAGUACGUCCCCCUCGGGCCGUUCCUCGGGAAGAGUUUUGGAACCACCAUCUCUCCAUGGGUGGUGCCCAUGGAUGCCCUCAUGCCCUUUGCUCUGCCCAACCCGGAUCAGGACCCCAAGCCCCUGCCGUAUCUCUGCCAUGACCAGCCCUACACAUUCGACAUCAACCUCUCUGUUGCCCUGAAAGGAGAAGGAAUGAGCCAAGCAGCUACCAUAUGCCGGUCUAAUUUUAAGUACAUGUACUGGACAAUGCUACAGCAGCUCACCCACCACUCUGUCAAUGGCUGCAACCUGCAGCCGGGCGACCUCUUGGCUUCUGGAACCAUCAGCGGGCCGGAGCCAGAGACCUUCGGCUGCAUGCUGGAGCUGUCGUGGAGGGGCACAAAGGCCGUAGAGCUGGGGAACGGCCAGACCAGGAAGUUCCUGCUGGAUGGGGAUGAAGUCAUCAUGACAGGGCACUGCCAGGGGGACGGGUACCGCAUUGGCUUUGGCCAGUGUGCAGGGAAAGUGCUGCCGGCCCUCUCGCCCGCCUGAGGUCCUCUCUGCUCUCCCAGAAACAUCAGACUGGCACGCUGCCCCCUCCACCUCCCUGGGGGGGGGGGGACCAGGGGCCCCCACUGCGGCUGCGGGCCUGGUUCUUCAUUCAAUAAUAAAGCCGCUGUGCUCCGUCUUCACGCUCUGAGCCUGGCACGGCUGUGAGUGCACAAUG
Molecule: messenger RNA, 1540 nt
Organism: Cervus elaphus (red deer)
Lineage: Eukaryota; Metazoa; Chordata; Mammalia; Artiodactyla; Cervidae
Gene: FAH
Product: fumarylacetoacetate hydrolase
Exons: 14
Coding region: 106-1365 (419 amino acids)
Biological process (GO): L-phenylalanine catabolic process; L-tyrosine catabolic process; homogentisate catabolic process
Molecular function (GO): fumarylacetoacetase activity
Source: RefSeq, a predicted model, not a curated record